AACAUCAUCGCCAUACGGGUUGCCACGCUCGCACUCUACACGUCGGCAUAUAUCGACAUAUACGUCCAAUAUACAUAUCCCUCCGCUUCAUUGUCGUUCGACGCAUCGAACUACGUUUGGCCGCCGCUUUUGCGCCGAUAGGACAGUCUUCAUUCUGUGUCACACACCCGUGCGAGGCUCACAGCCCCGGGGUCGGUCGCAGUUACCGGUCGUUGGGGGAAGAACUCCACGGCAACAAACAAUUCAACUUAUCUUCAAUUGAUUUUUCAGUCUGGGAUUCGUGACAGACACUUGAUUGCUAUUAUCUUGUCAAAAUGGGCUCAACGCAAUUCGGCAAUUUCCAUGACUUUUGUCGCGAUACAACGCUGCCGGUGUGCAAUCUUUUCGUCCCAAGCAAUCAACCUCCCAACGUCGCCUUUGGGGGCUGUGCGCUCACCGGUAUUCAUCUCACCAAUGGCAGAUAUUUGGGCAAUUUAGGGUCAAUCUUGGCCGCCUUUCUCGCGAUACUUGCCUGUAUUUUCCUGCUUCUCUUAUCGGAACGAAAACGUGCGGCUGUGGGAAGAAGGGAGAUUCAAUUAUUCUUGCUCGGCUAUAUCGUUAUUUCGAUUUGUGAGAUUUUCACGGUUGGCGCGUUCCCUUUAUCAGAUGAUGUUCGCAAGGGAUUCUCUGCCGUACAUGUCGCGGCUAUAACUGCUACCACCUGGAUAUUAUUUCUAAAUGCACUGGUCGGUUUCCAGCUUCUUGAUGACGGCACUCCGUUGUCUGUGGGUCUCUUCGCAGGUUCAGCGAUAGUCCUCUUUAUCGGAACUGGGUAUAUCGCUUUGGACACUGGUUUCAGCUGGACUGGUCACUUUGAUUCUAGUCUGUCCGGCAACAAUCGCAACAUUGGCCUUUACGUGUUGUACCUGUUGUUUCCGCUUGUCUGUCUAUUUUUCUUCUAUAUUCUAGAAGUCAUUCUCGUUUUGAGAGUUCUUGGGGAACGAAGACCAUUGAUCUACCUCACUCUUGCUGCUCUUCUCUUCGCCAUCGGCCAGAUCUUUGACUUUGUCAUCAGCCCUCACAUCUGCAAUCCCGUCCACGGCAAAAUCAACGGCGCCUUUUUCGAAACGCUAUUCUCACUCUUCUCUGUCGUUACUGUGUGGCUGUUCUGGAGUAGCAUCACCGAAGAUGACUGGCCAGCAGCUUCCAGCGGCUACACCUAAUGCUCAAUCCAGCCAAAACGCAUGGAUGAAUCUCUAUAUAUACGAAUACGAAAAAUAACCAUAAAAAGACGAACCUUUGCAAUUUUGCUUUGCACAAAGAUGUGCAAAGCAAACGCCUAAUAUCACGCUCGAUUCUCGACAUGUCCUUGAUAAUAUUCACUUCUUUUUUCCCGCGAUCGAUAUGAUUUAUUUCCUCUAUGUCAGCGAUAUGAUUCCCUUUCCUUAUCUGUCUACUUGAUACCUCAGUACAUAUUCGUUUGCCAACGAUUGCAGACUAUCUUCAUUCUAUGAAUCUGGUGGUGUUACAAGAUGAAUGUCUUGCUGCUCUUGGUUUCUGUUGUAUACCAAAUGUAUCAUGCGUACGAUAUGAUAUGUGGUGUAUGUAUUUAAUUUAAACUGUUUAUUGAUUCAAUAAAACG
Molecule: messenger RNA, 1621 nt
Organism: Talaromyces stipitatus ATCC 10500
Lineage: Eukaryota; Fungi; Ascomycota; Eurotiomycetes; Eurotiales; Trichocomaceae
Product: export control protein CHS7-like, putative
Exons: 7
Coding region: 315-1202 (295 amino acids)
Biological process (GO): protein folding
Cellular component (GO): endoplasmic reticulum membrane
Source: RefSeq, a predicted model, not a curated record